AUGAAACUAGAAGGUGAUCCAGAUGCCCCUGAUGACUUACAAAAUACAACCCCUCUUGCCCUGCCAUUGCAUCAUUCGUCUAGUGAUGAAGAAGUAAUUGAGGUAAUCACUGAACCACCUAAUGUUGCACCAUAUACACUUCCACCUAGAUCCACUAGGGGAAAACCUAAACCUCAAUAUUGCCCUGGCCUUAAUGCUAAAUCUAAAUAUCCCAUCAAUAACCAUGUGUCCACUCAUAGAUUGUCAAAGUCAUAUACAUCAUUUGUCAAUCAAUUAUCUACUGUAUGUGUUCCAAGUUCUAAGAAGAGGUUUGGGUACAUUCAGAGUAACUCUGAUCACACAUUGUUCUUAAAGCGUCGUGGUGGAAAACUUACUGCCCUGAUCAUCUAUGUAGAUGAUAUGGUGGUUACUGGUAAUGACAAUGAGGAGAUGCAGACUUUACGGAAGCUCCUUGCAAGUGAAUUUGAGAUGAUGGAACUUGGUGAGUUACAAUAUUUUCUUGGCAUAGAGGUUGCUAGAUCUAAACAUGGCAUAUUUCUAUCCUAA
This is a messenger RNA of Prunus avium (sweet cherry), 546 nucleotides long. Lineage: Eukaryota; Viridiplantae; Streptophyta; Magnoliopsida; Rosales; Rosaceae. The record is from RefSeq and is a predicted model, not a curated record.